AUGCAAAAUGAUAAUGCAUACCUAGUUAAGAGAAAAUUAGGAAAUGGCUCAUUCGGUUGUGUAUACUUAGUAUGUGACAUCAAAAGUAACCAAGAAUUUGCCUGCAAAAUUGUGUCUAAAUCUAUGCUGAGCAAAUAUUAGGCUGAGGGGAUGGUGAGGUAGGAGAUUCAAAUUCAAUCAAGCAUCAACCACAGAAAUGUAGUAAAAGUGUUUAAUUCAUUUGAAGAUACUAAAAACAUCUACAUCAUUUUAGAAUAUUGUAAGGAGGGUUAAUUGCAACUCCCCUCACAACCUUAUACAAAUAAGCAACUAAUCUAAUUCCUCAACCAAAUGCUCAGCGCUCUUGAUUCUAUUCAUCAAAUGAAUCUUGUGCAUAGGGAUAUCAAAUUAGACAACAUUCUAGUUCAUGAGGAUGGAUCAUUCAAGCUUUCAGACUUUGGAUGGGCUACCCAAACAUCUUAAAUUAAGCCAAUCCUAUGUGGUACAACCGAGUAUAUGCCUCCAGAAGUUGUCAAGAACUAAAUCCAUGACCAAAAAGUAGACUCCUGGUCAUUAGGAGUAGUACUCUAUAUUUUGACACACUGCAGAAAACCUUUUGUGGCUAAAACAGAUCGUGAAUUAAUUAAAUUAAUUUCUGAAAAUGAAAUUAAAAUUGAUACUUCAUUGGAUGAAAAUCUAUAAAUCCUCAUUCAAGCAUUGCUUACCAAAGAUCCUGUUUAUAGACCCAAUAUCCAAUAGCUCUAUUUCAGCAAAUGGAUCAAAUUCCAAAUGAAACUGCAUAAUAUCUUCAAUAAAUACGAGCAUGAAAAACUAAAGCAUAAAUUCAUAAAUCAAAAGAUUGAGAUAAAAUCUGUAGAUAAUCGAGCUAUCUAGUAGAGAAAGAAGACUAUCACUUCAGAUUCAUCUCUAUCUCAUAGUAUUAGUACCUAGUUGAGCAAUUGUGACAUGAACGAAUCAGGAGUGGUUGAAAAAUAGAAAUAGGAUAAACUAUGA
Paramecium tetraurelia is the source of this 993-nucleotide messenger RNA. RefSeq lists its product as uncharacterized. Gene Ontology annotation, molecular function: ATP binding; protein kinase activity. Gene Ontology annotation, biological process: protein phosphorylation; regulation of cytokinesis; mitotic spindle organization. The transcript has 5 exons. Gene Ontology annotation, cellular component: spindle microtubule; chromosome passenger complex; spindle midzone. Lineage: Eukaryota; Ciliophora; Oligohymenophorea; Peniculida; Parameciidae. The record is from RefSeq and is a predicted model, not a curated record.